Molecule: messenger RNA, 805 nt
Organism: Zingiber officinale
Lineage: Eukaryota; Viridiplantae; Streptophyta; Magnoliopsida; Zingiberales; Zingiberaceae
Product: CRIB domain-containing protein RIC4-like
Exons: 1
Coding region: 254-577 (107 amino acids)
Source: RefSeq, a predicted model, not a curated record
GAGAUGGGAAGACUUGCUAACCAAGUCAAUCAACACACAGUUUCUCUCAAAAAGGGUUUUAUUACUUCUGUCAUACUCUACUCCAUUUAAAGGCAACGCCAAUACUAUUUCAAUUAAAGAAGCAGAAGAAGUUUACCUUUCAACCAUCGCACAGGAACUUCUCAUGCCUUACAUUGCAUCAACCAUCAGAGUUUGAUUAAUGGAAUUUUUCUCCUACAAGGGAAAGACGAAUAUAUCAUAGAAAGGAUCAAGGAUGAAGAACUCACUUGGGUUUCCUCCUAUGCCGAGACACAACAUAUCUGCAGCCCUUCAGAGGCUGAUCAGGAGCUUUGCUCAGCUGUUUGCUCUGGAGAGGGAGGACGAGGUGGAGAUGGAGAUUGGGCUCCCGACGGAUGUGCAGCAUGUAAGUCACAUUGGCAUGGAUGUUAAAGGGAUUGGCACAUUGAACAAUUGGGUUGGAGAUUCUGAGUUGCUGUCCCUCUCAGUCCCAGCUCUGACUGUUGAGGAGAACGACCGUGUGCUGGCCCAAACAUCUGAUGCAAUUGUCGGUAAUGGAUCACUUGGUAACUGGUCUUGAGGCAUCUGUAUAACUUUCAUGUUACAUAAUUGCAUCCAAGAAAUGUUUGGUCAAUAUUUGAGAUAUUCAUGUCCAUGUUCAUGAAAUGCAACAAUGGGGAAGUUUCAAUGCUUUCGUUUUUUUUUUCUAUUUAUGUUUUUGUUGAAAGACUAAACUUUUGGAGAAACUAUGGCUUGUCCAAAAGUUAUUUUACCAUUGAUAGUCUCAUUUUAUUUAGCCUUUUCACGA